CGAUCCCCCUUUUUUUGACAGCCGGCUCCCGCUAAUAGCGUGGCCGCGAACAAAUUCUCGUAGAAAAGUGUUGUUUAUCAUUAACGAUUACUUUUCACUGUUAAAAAUGUUACACAAUGUUAUAAAACUUAGCCAUUACCGAAGAAAAGUGUUUCACGUGCUACCAAACGUACGGUGGACGGUUCGAAGAACGCUCAUUACCACUGCCCUGGAAAAUCCAGAAGUUGAUGUUGCCCUCAGUACCGGGAGAAUCUUACGAAUAUCGUCCGGCAAGUAUGCACGAUUCGCCGACGGCUGUUCCGUCGUAACGAUAGGCGAUACCGCUGUGAUGGUAACGGCGGUAGCGAAACAAAAGUCACAAAAUGCCUCUUUCCUGCCGUUGGUGGUUGAUUAUCGGCAAAAAUCGGCCGCAGCCGGUCGUAUACCGACCAACUUCCUUCGCCGGGAACUCGGUCCUUCCGAGAAGGAAAUACUUUCAGCACGACUGGUGGAUCGCUCGAUAAGGCCACUGUUCCCGGCUGAGUUCCGGUACGAUACACAGAUCGUUUGUAAUAUGCUGGCAAUCGAUUCCGCAAACCCACCGGAUGUGCAGGCAAUAAAUGGCGCAUCAGCCGCACUUGCUUUGAGCGAUAUUCCAUGGAACGGUCCCGUUGGAGCGGUUCGUGUAGGGCUCGUAGACAGCGAGGUAAUCAUCAACCCGACCCGCAAAGAAAUGCAACUAAGCACACUAGAUCUGGUCGUAACGGCUACGCGCCAAAAUCUGGUUGUCAUGCUGGAAGGUCGCGGGAACGUGGUGAACGAAAACGAGCUACGAAUGGCCAUUAAGAAGGGAACGAAGGAGGCACAGCUCAUUAUCAACGGUAUCGAGCGAUUGCAAAAGUCUCACGGAAAGCCUAAGCGAGCUCUCGAACCACUUCCGGCUGUGGAAGAGGAGAUUCAGCACGCCGUCCGGACAAUGUCGGAAAUGCGACUGAGAGAAAUAUUUCGAGACUAUUCGCACGACAAGUUCAGCCGGGAUCAGGCUGUGAGCAAGACGCGUACCGAUACGAUCGAUAAGGUUUGGUCGAGCUACCCGAAUGCCGAUCCCGGUCUCAUAUCCGAGACGUACAACAAGUUCGUGAAGAGUGUGUUCCGUGAAAUGCUGCUGGAAGAUAGUCGUCGCUGUGAUGGCCGUGGGCUUGAUGAUUUGCGGAAAAUCAGUUGCUCGGUAAACCUUCACAAACCACUGCACGGUUCGGCAUUGUUCCAGCGUGGUCAGACGCAAGUGUUUUGUACGGUUGCGCUGGAUUCUCCGGAGAGUGCGCUGCGUCUUGAUCCGAUCGCGUCACUCGAUAGUGGCAUGAAGUCGAAAAAUUUCUUCCUGCACUACGAAUUCCCACCGUACGCAACGGGCGAAACAGGUAAAAUUGGUCCAAUCGGUCGUCGUGAGAUAGGGCAUGGUGCGCUAGCUGAGAAGGGCCUGGUGCCUAUUAUACCGAAUGAGCAUCCGUUCACGAUAAGGCUAACAUCGGAAGUGCUGGAAUCGAACGGAUCCAGCUCGAUGGCGACGGUGUGUGCCGGCUCGAUGGCACUGAUGGAUGCAGGUGUUCCGGUGCAGGAAGCGGCCGCCGGUGUAGCGAUAGGACUGAUCACAAAGUACGAAAACAACGACACGAAACAUCUCGAGGAUUAUUGCAUACUGACGGACCUGCUCGGGAUUGAAGAUUACAUGGGUGAUAUGGACAUGAAGGUGGCUGGCACUCGACGCGGCAUGACAGCGAUACAGGCCGACAUUAAGGUGCCAGGAAUACCUUUAAAAGUAGUCAUGGAAUCACUGCAAAAAGCGAUGGAAGCACGGUUUAAAAUCCUGGACCUAAUGGACGAAUCGAUCAGCACGGCACGUACCGUCCGGAAGGAUUGUUGGCCGGUCACGGAUCGACUGGUGAUCGAGCCACACCAACGCUCGAAGCUACUCGGCCCCGGUGGCACAAACUUACGGCGACUGUACCUCGAAACGGGCGUACAGCUAACGUCCGACGAUGAAACGAGCUUCCGGAUAUUCGCUCCGUCCGAGGCAGCAAUGCACGAAGCGAAGGAAUAUCUGGAGAAUCUGCUUAAAGCGGAAAAGAUACCGGAUCUCGAGUUCGGUGCGAUCUACACUGCCCGGAUAGUGGAGCUACGCGACACGGGCGUGAUGGUUACGCUGUACCCUUCGAUGCCACCAACACUUCUUCACAACUCACAGCUCGAUCAACGCAAGAUCGCUCACCCGUCUGCGCUAGGAUUACAAGUCGGUACUGAAAUACAGGUGAAGUACUUUGGACGCGAUCCAGUAUCGGGCUAUAUGCGUCUGUCGCGGAAAGUGUUGCAAGGACCAGCUACUGCCAUGAUUCGGAAUCUCGAUCGUCCUGCCCUGGGGACUGCAUCAGCAACAGCUGCCGGAAGUAGCAGCGGGACGAAUCAAACCAACAACGGCAUGGAGGAUGUGAAAAGUUAGUCUUUAUCACUCGAGCUCUUGUGGUAGUUCCGAAGGAAAAUCGAAGUAAGAAAUAAAUGUGUACAUACUGUAUCGCUAAGCUCUAAA
Messenger RNA from Anopheles stephensi (Asian malaria mosquito), 2563 nucleotides. It is a transcript of the gene PNPase, whose product is annotated as polyribonucleotide nucleotidyltransferase 1, mitochondrial. The coding region runs from base 107 to 2476 and encodes 789 amino acids. Gene Ontology annotation, molecular function: RNA binding; 3'-5'-RNA exonuclease activity; polyribonucleotide nucleotidyltransferase activity. NCBI's taxonomy places the organism in Eukaryota, Metazoa, Arthropoda, Insecta, Diptera, Culicidae. The record is from RefSeq and is a predicted model, not a curated record. Gene Ontology annotation, cellular component: mitochondrion; cytosol. Gene Ontology annotation, biological process: mitochondrial mRNA catabolic process; mitochondrial RNA 3'-end processing. The transcript is spliced from 3 exons.